This is a messenger RNA of Branchiostoma floridae (Florida lancelet), 1162 nucleotides long. RefSeq lists its product as uncharacterized. NCBI's taxonomy places the organism in Eukaryota, Metazoa, Chordata, Leptocardii, Amphioxiformes, Branchiostomatidae. Bases 161 to 937 code for a protein of 258 amino acids. The record is from RefSeq and is a predicted model, not a curated record. Gene Ontology annotation, molecular function: protein binding. The transcript has 2 exons.
ACAAGAUAGACUUUACAGGAAAACAGACUAUUAUCUAUAAGGACAAAUCUUGAGGGAAAAUCAACAACUCUUAACGGUGGGAGAAAAUCAGGCAAAUCAGUAUUCAGGCUGAUUCACAGCUGUGGAGUCUCAGUCAAAGUGAAAAUAAGAAAACACCAGGAUGGCUAGCCUGGCAAACAAGCUUCAAAAGUUGGAGCUCCUCCUCAAGAGUCAACACAGCAAAAGAGUUGGUUACGGGAAGGCACUGAGAGAGGCCAUCCUUUCAAUGGAUCACUCAAUGGAGGCAGAAGUCUUAAAAAGUCUUGGAGACCUGCAUCUUCGGAGAGGCAAGCUCAGCAAAGAUUCCGCAGAGUUUGACAAGGCUGCUGCCCUGUAUGCUGCUGCCCUACUGCGCUGCACAGACCCAGACAUGAGACAAACACUGGAACAUCGUAUCGGCUACAUGGAGAAACUCUCCAGACAACUUCUGCAGGGGUACACUCCGCAUUUUGUGUGGCUCCCUCCAGGCUACCGAGGCAAAAUUACGAAACACAAUGUCCUAAGGGUGGCAAAAUUUUGUAGCAGACUGGACCUAAGUAUCGAGAAAUCCUCAUCUGUUGAAGAGACUUACACAGAAAUGUUAGUGACUUCAAUCGAAAAUGGAGACAUAUUUCUAGAGCUCGAGUUGCUAAAAUCUCUUGGUGAUUUGUAUCUCGAGAAAGGCAAGAAGACUGCAAAUUUAUCCCAGUUCUCCAAGGCAGCUGCCAUGUACGGCAAGGCCCUGACAAGGUGCCAGGAUACAGACACAAAACAGACUCUGCACCAUCGAGUCUUGUACAUGGUGAAAAUCUGGCACGCAGUGAUCAUGAGAAGGGUAAGUAUAAUAGUUUCACCAUCAGUAAAUUCUGUGUGUAAAAUGUGUUUGAAAGAUACUAUCAUUUUGAAGGAGGAAAACUGAUAGGCUGUCAUCAAUGUCUUUUCUUAGUUUUUGGACAUUUUAAUAAUUUUCACGGUCAAAAUAUGACAUUAGUAGAUAUCAUAAAAACAGAGGGAAUGGAGGAAAACUUGAAUACGACUCUUAGUUAUUGCUGAUAUUUAGUAUGUGGUUGAUAGGUCUUAUUGAGACCUUGAAAUGAUUAGAUUUCGAGCCCCCAUAGCGACUUCUUAUGGAACUGCAGAUGGG